AUGAAAUCUGCUGGUGCUAAGAGAUCCUCCAGGUACAUAUGGUGUAUCAAGCCAUGCUGGGCACAAUCCCAAGUCCCGCUUGGCCGAGUACCACGGGGGCUUGGGAAUGUGCCCAGGGGGCUUGAUUGGGCAACUUGCGCGGGGCUCGGAUCUUGGCACACAGCCAAGUCCCGCUUGGCCGACCCCAAGCGCUGGGCCAAUGGGAUCAUUGACAUCCCUCAAAGGCAACGCUUCACCAUCAAGGAGCGCUCAACAAAAGCCAGAUCCUUGGACUCUCAGGGAGCUUCAACAACUCAAAUGGUUUGGGUGGUGGGUGGUUUUGGCUCGGGUGGCACCCUCACUUGGGCUCGGCCAAGCGAGGCUUUGUCCCGACCCCCACCAACUUUGGCAUCAGCCAAGCGGGGGCUGGGAGAGUGCCAAGGUGGCUUUAGGUUGUGCCACGCGCGCUUGGGGAUCGGCCAAGCACGCUUGGCUUGUUUUUUGCCCAACUUGGGCAUGUGCCCAGCGGAACUUGAUACACCAUGUGUACCUCAAAGGAAGGCAUAUGCUCUCAGUAGAGGACUUCCUUGGUGCUACAGGCAGACCGAUGUUGCGAUGCUGCUUUUGGUGAGACUGUCUGCGGUGUUUGGAAAUUGGAUCAACUUUGCCCGGGCCGUGGUUCUCCCGCUCCGACCCGAUGUGUCAUCAUCACCAAGGAUGAAACCAACAAAACCAUCAAUCAACAUGAUCACCCUUACUUGCCGGCUCAGAGCCACUUCUCAAUCGAUCUCACGCUACCAAGGCCAAGCAAAAACAUUCGGGAGCUUGAUCAGCUCGCAAGUAGCUGCUAGUCCAGCCGGGACGAGCGGGAAGAAGCCAUCAUCAGCCGAGACGGGGGCCUUCAAAGGUUUCAAGCUACCCGACCAGACCUACAAGGUGACCCUGAUACCAGGGGAUGGGAUCAGCCCAGAGAUCUCAGAGUCGGUCAAGGCGAUCUACUCGGCGGCCAAGGUACCGAUCACAUGGGAGGAACGUGUCGUAAACCCGGUGAACGUCGAUGGCCGGUCGACGAUCUCGCAGGAUGUGAUCGGCUCGAUUCACCAGACUACCGUCGCUCUCAAAGGUCCUCUCGCCACCCCCAUCGGAAAGGGCAAUGUCUCAUUCAAUCCCACCCCCCGUCGGACCUUAAAACCAUUCGCUAACGUCAGACCUUGUCGGUCGAUCGACGGCUUCAAAAACCCUUACGACAACCUCAAUAGCGUCCUGAUUCGCGAAAACACCGAAGGUGAAUGCUCAGGUAUCGAGCACGAGAAUGUAGCUUUUUCUACCAAUCGACCUACCAAUGCUACUGCUCUAGAGCCACUUGGCCACCAUUCAUUGAAGCCGAAGACGACAUUCCUAGCUGGCAGUUUCCAAUCAAUCUUUGGACUUACGAGGUCGGUAAACCAUUCCCUUGGGGGACUGUCCCAUAUUCCUGACAUAGGAUUUGGGCUGCAGAUCAGGACAGCCACAAAAAGAGCUGGAGGAUCAACAAAGAACAACCGUGGUUCGGCUGGUCGACGAUUGGGAGUGAAAAGAUUUGGAGGUCAAAAGGUCGAACAAGGAGAAAUUAUCAUUCGCCAACGUGGACAAAGAUUUCAUCCGGGUCAAGAUGUCUAUAUCAGUAAAGACCACACCAUUCAUGCAGCAAUCCCUGGCUAUGUGAAGUUCUAUCAAGACCCGCGUGGAGAUCAUGUUGGGUAUAGAGCUUUGAGUCUGAGGCGCCAAGGAAUGAGGAAGUUUGUAGGAGUGGUUGCGGAUCCCGAUGAACAACUACCCAGAAACUUACCCGAAGAAGGACGGGCACGAUACUUUAACUUGAUUGAUUUGGCUGCCAGAGAGCGAAACCUCGCCGCAAAGCCGCCUACCCCUCGAAUCCCUCAAACAGCAUUUGCUCGCCCGGUGUCAAUUGAUUCGUUUUCUCCAGAUAAGCACUCUUCAUCCCGCAAUAAAUCGGAGGGCUCCUACGAUACAUAACACAAGGAACAAGAUGUAUACAUGUGGGCAGAUCAAUACAAGUUGACUCAAUAAGCUAUGUAGUUAUAAGUUCUAAAAUCUAUCUCGAUUUGGAUUGAGCAAACUCAAACCUAAUUCACCCGGUGUGAUCUGAGUUCAGAGACCAGUGACACUUUUUCACAGUCUAGAUCCAUAGUCCAGACAUAAAUUUACCUAAUAAUUAAUCAAAAAAGAGAAUACCCAAUAAAAUUGAGGAUUCCAAAACCCUAUGCCCCAGCGGUAAAUUUUCUGAGAGUGUUGGAGGGUAAGUAAUACUGCAGAUAAUGAC
This is a messenger RNA of Puccinia graminis f. sp. tritici CRL 75-36-700-3, 2302 nucleotides long. RefSeq lists its product as uncharacterized. Gene Ontology annotation, molecular function: structural constituent of ribosome; isocitrate dehydrogenase (NAD+) activity. The transcript is spliced from 10 exons. Gene Ontology annotation, cellular component: ribosome; mitochondrion. Bases 1 to 1995 code for a protein of 664 amino acids. Gene Ontology annotation, biological process: translation; isocitrate metabolic process; tricarboxylic acid cycle. Lineage: Eukaryota; Fungi; Basidiomycota; Pucciniomycetes; Pucciniales; Pucciniaceae. The record is from RefSeq and is a predicted model, not a curated record.